Pedinophyceae sp. YPF-701 is the source of this 519-nucleotide messenger RNA. Lineage: Eukaryota; Viridiplantae; Chlorophyta; Pedinophyceae. The record is from the annotation of a GenBank genome assembly.
AUGCUCGAGUCGUUGCGGAGAGGCUUGAGGGGGUCGCAGGCCCUGUCCGGCCUGCAGCGCGCCUUCGCGACGCGCACAUCCAUGACUGACUUCGCGACGACGUCGGGAGCACCCUCGGACGUCUACACGCGCAAGGCGGUCAUCUACACGCCAGCCAAGUCCGCCGGCCAGUCUGCGCUCGGCAACACCCACGAGGGCGUCCGCGCCACCUGGAGGCUCGACUUUGACACCCAGGUUGCGUGGGAGAACCCGCUGAUGGGCUGGACGUCGACGGCGGACCCGCUCGAGGGCGUGCGGACGGAGAACGGUCUGGCGUUCUACACGAAGGAGCAGGCGGUGCGGUUCUGCGAGAAGUACGGGUUCGCGUACGAGAUCAAGGACCCGCGGCCGCGGUCGCACGUGCGCUCGCGGCGGUUCUGGGGGUACGGCGACAACUUCUCCGUCAAGCGGAAGGGCAUCCCCGAGGGGGGCCUCCGGGAGAACCUCCCCAAGGGCGGCGGCGCUGCGACGAAGAAGUAG